CCGUGCGGUAGAAAUAACUAAGGCAGGGGCGCACCAAGUUCGAAAGAUAGGUGUGGGUGAAAAUAAUAAGUGACGUAGUUGGGGGAAGUCGCGCGGUGCCGCAGUAGUCAGUUUUUACAGGGGAUGAUCUUGUAUUGCUGUCACAAUGAACCAAGGCAGUAGUUGCCCAAUUGGCCAAGCUUCCAGCUCUACUGGAUCAGACCCAAAGGCCCCAGCAGUUUACAGGCAGCAGAAUAAUGAACGCCAGAGUAACGCAGAUCCACAUUCGAGGGUGAAGAGGAGAAAAACGAAAAAGGAACGGAACUCCAGGUUUAACCAAUCAGAUGGAGACCGAUUCAUGGUCAGGGGGUCCAAACGCCCCUUUGUAAGAAAGAAAGACCCAUGUGCUCAUUCUAGCUUUGUGAGGGUUGUCCCCCCAUUUGCUAUAAGGGGUGCAUGCAACUCAAACCCCAUUAUCAUAACUCAGGGCAGAUUAACUCAUCACAUGGGCCUGUUUCAUGGGGAAGUUAAAUCUAUUGACAUUAAAAGACUGGACUUGCUAAAAGAUACUGCCAUGGAGGUGCAGCCUGCUAACGUAACACAGCCAGAAACAGAUGAGGGGAGUCGGGCCUCCAGACUUUCUCUUACUCCAAUAACUGUACUGGAGGAUCAGGGAGGGACAUCGUCCCUAAAACAUGUGGCACAUGAAACCCACAUAUUGGGCUCAAACCCACUCUUAUCUCAGAAUAAGGAAAAGGGAAACUGCACCCCAUGCACACAAGGAUCAAGUGCCCAGUUUCUUCUGACGUCCCCUCACAGCCAGACUAGAAUCCCAAACUGCCAAAGGCAAAGCAUUCCAGUUGUGGAGGCAGCUGAAAUCGUAUUUAAAAUGAUAAAUUCACGCUCAUUAUUUCCAGGCAGGAACCUGGUGACUGAGACGAAAAAAUCCAUCUUGGCAAGGCUAAAGCAGCAACAGCGUAUGUUGGGAACAAAUCUGACGCCAUUAUCUUUGCUAACGAAGCUGAAUUAUAGCCACACAGGCAUGUCUGUAAUUUCUGAAGGCUUGGGAUCGGGCUACUUAAAUAAAAUAGAUAAGACACAGACAGAGCAUGGACGACAAGGUGCAACAGGCCACAAUUCUAUAUCCCCCUUUCCAGUUGGUUUAGUGUCUGGAACGAGCCCCAUGCAUGUGGUAAAGACGGCACAAGUAAUGUGUGGGGAUAGACCCCGAGCUGAAAUUGAUCUCUAUAACCAGCUGCUGCUUGGCAGACCAGAGUGUGACUUUCAGGGCCCAAGUGAAAAGCAGCGAAUAUAUUCAGAGAUUGGUUCCCAUUUAUAUGAAGGGAUACCACCUCGAGGCCAGUUCAGUCUAAUGCCAGACAGCAGGACCAAGCUGAUGAGAAAUACUGACCUUUCCCAUAAAGCAAUGCAGCAAAGUGGAACGCACCCUUUUGAGGUUUACAACGCCAAUGUAAAAUGGAAACCUUCAUAUAAUGAUUUAGCUGGGCAUUCACUUAAUAUGAGUGAAACAAUCAGCCCAAGGCAAGGGGACAGGAGGAAAUACACAACUCCUAUGAGAGGGCUCCUAUUGGACAUUUGCACUGUGCCAGCCUCCCAGACAGACAGAAGGAACUGGCCCAGCAUGGCAGCUGAACAUGGAGCUGCUUCUGGUGUGCGAGGAAAUAUAUGGAACUGUGACACCAACAAAUCCCCAGGUUUCACAUUUACUCGCCCUUGCACAGAUACAUCAGGCCAGAAAGCAAGGUUGCACUAUGGGGAGCUAAAUUCACAAAGGGACUCAACAUUCAGCCUGGGCCGUAAUCCAAGGGGCCUGGGAUGCCAAAACUCUGCUGGCCCAGAACGUUUCAUUUGUGAAGAUGCAAAAGACUCUUUUCAUUUUUUGGAGCCUAAAAGACACACAAUUCAUAGACAGACAGCAGAGAUCGUAUCACCACCUCCAUUAUUUGCAAUGCCCCCCUCGUGGAAUAACAUUAGAGAUGUGAGGGCAGAGUCACCUGUGUCUAGAGACCGGGCAGAUACAGUGUGGAGACAGUGCCAGGAGGAGUGGCCCCAGAGACAGCUCCACACAAGUCUUUGUACACAACCCAGCGAGCCACAUAAUCUGUUUGUCUCUCAUCCUGAAGGAGGAUCUCUUAGACAAACACUGUUAGAGAGAUCAAGUCCUGAAUCCUGGAUGUUCCCAAGAAUGAAACUCUAUUAAACACUAUGCUGAAAAUGUAA
This is a messenger RNA of Xenopus laevis (African clawed frog), 2220 nucleotides long. RefSeq lists its product as uncharacterized. The transcript has 4 exons. The record is from RefSeq and is a predicted model, not a curated record. The coding region runs from base 146 to 2200 and encodes 684 amino acids. Lineage: Eukaryota; Metazoa; Chordata; Amphibia; Anura; Pipidae.